This is a messenger RNA of Lacerta agilis (Sand lizard), 1512 nucleotides long. Its product is annotated as vomeronasal type-2 receptor 26-like. Gene Ontology annotation, molecular function: G protein-coupled receptor activity. Gene Ontology annotation, cellular component: membrane. Bases 1 to 1512 code for a protein of 503 amino acids. The transcript has 4 exons. NCBI's taxonomy places the organism in Eukaryota, Metazoa, Chordata, Lepidosauria, Squamata, Lacertidae. The record is from RefSeq and is a predicted model, not a curated record. Gene Ontology annotation, biological process: G protein-coupled receptor signaling pathway.
AUGAAUGAGAUCGACAAGAAUGCCCACCUCUUACCCAACACAACACUGUCUCCCACCUUCGCUAACAAUGCUGACAAUGAAAUAGGAUCCUGUCCUGGGACUAUGGACCUCCUUUUCACAAGAUGGAGAAGCCCCCUUAACUACAUCUGUGUCAAGGCAUACAGGCUAAUGGCCAUCAUUGGUGGGCUUGCCUCUCCUAACUCCAAGGAGAUGCCCCACAUCUUAAAUAUCUACAAGAUGCCACAGCUUCACUCCUUCCUAAAACACAUCCAUUUUAACAAUAAUGCUGGGGAAGAAAUAUUUUUUGAUGGAAAUGGAGAAUUGGCAACUGGAUAUGAUGUCAUUAACACCAUCACGUUCCCCAAUGAGUCCAUCCAUAAAGUCCGUGUGGGAAGGCUGAACCCACAGGCUACUGAAGGAAAACAAUUUACCAUCAAUGGAAGUGCUGUUGUGUGGCAUCACAAGUUUAACCAGAUCCAACCCCAGUCCAGAUGUGUUGAAAGUUGCCGUCCUGGACACAGCAAGAUCAUGAGGCAGGGAGAACAGAUUUGUUGUUAUGACUGUGCUCAGUGCUCAGAAGGAAUGGUUUCAAACCUGGAGAAUGCAGACCAUUGCAACAAGUGCCCUGAGGACCAACAUCCAAACAAGAACCAUGACCACUGCAUUCCUAAGCACAUUGUCUAUUUAGCUUAUGGAGAAUCCUUGGGAAUAAUUCUGGCUUCAUUUGCACUUUUCCUUUCUCUGAUAACGCUUGUGGUAAUGUGGAUCUUCAUUCAACACCAGGAGACUCCCAUCGUCAAGGCCAACAACUGGAACAUCACCUGCACGCUCCUCACUUCCCUGUUGCUUUGCUUUCUCUGCUCCUUCCUAUUCAUUGGAAAGCCUGGGAAGGUGACCUGCCUUCUCCGUCAAACGGUGUUUGGAAUCAUCUUCUCUCUAGCUGUUUCUUGUGUGUUGGCGAAAACCAUCACCGUGGUUCUGGCCUUCAUGGCCACCAAACCAGGAAACAGGAUGAGGAAAUGGGUGGGAAAGAGACUAGCAGUCUCAGUCAUCAUCCUAUUUACUCUUAUUCAAAUUGGCAUCUGUGCAGGGUGGCUGGCAACCUCUCCUCCCUUCCCAGAGUUUGACAUGCACUCCCAGAUUGGCCAAAUCAUUGUGCAAUGUAAUGAAGGAUCAGACUUCAUGUUUUAUACUGUCUUGGGCUAUAUGGGGCUUCUGGCCAUCAUCAGCUUCACUGUGGCUUUCUUGGCCAGGAAGUUGCCUGAUACUUUCAAUGAAGCCAAGCUCAUCACCUUCAGCAUGCUGGUCUUCUGCAGUGUUUGGCUGUCCUUUGUCCCCACCUACCUGAGCACCAAGGGGAAAUACAUGGUGGCUGUGGAGAUCUUCUCUAUCUUGACUUCUAGCGCUGGGUUGCUGGGUUGCAUCUUCCUCCCCAAAUUCUAUAUUAUUGUUCUGAGGCCUGAGCUGAACACCAGGGAUCAGCUUGUGAGGAAAAAAUAUUAUGCUGCCUGA